This is a messenger RNA of Mus caroli (Ryukyu mouse), 400 nucleotides long. RefSeq names its product major allergen I polypeptide chain 1-like. Lineage: Eukaryota; Metazoa; Chordata; Mammalia; Rodentia; Muridae. Gene Ontology annotation, molecular function: steroid binding. Gene Ontology annotation, cellular component: extracellular region. The record is from RefSeq and is a predicted model, not a curated record.
AUGAAGCUCGAUGGUGCUCUCUUUCUGCUCCGGGCUGCCCUGCUCCUGACUUCAGGAGUAUAUUGUGGCAUUUGCCCAGAUAUAAAACAGGAUGCUCAUCUAUUUUUUCACUGGACCCCAGAAGAGUAUUUUGAAUAUGUGAAACAAUACAAAGACGAUCCUGAAAUACUGGAAAAUACUGAAAAGAUCAAGAAAUGUGUCCAUAGCACAUUGACAAACAAAGACAAGACACAUGCAACUGCUUUCAUAGAAAAAAUAGAAGCCAGUCCAGCAUGUUGAUGUUUACAUCUUUGUUCUCAAGGAAGUCAAUUGCCUGCUCACCUGCAUAGAUGCAAUAAACCCUAUCCAUUUCUUCCAGGUAAUUAAGCACAAGAAUCCAACAAUAAAAGCCUUGUAAUUC